AUGGAUGAUAGAUUUGUUCUGAAGCAGGUCAAGUCAAUAGAGAUAUCAUCAUUCGAGCUCUUUGCUCCUCACUACCUCAAGCACGUCACAAAGGCUCUGGAAGAUAAGCACCAACAAGGUGUUCGAUUUGAAGGGCUCCAAAUCUGUCUAAAGAGAGCAGUGGGGACGUACUGUUUUGAUGAGAACUACCUUCAAUCAAUUUGCUGCAACCCAGUGUACGUGUACCCUCACUCCAAGUGCGUACUGAUACAGGCCAUACUAGCCGACACUGAGUUCCUGGCACAGAACGCCAUCAUGGACUACUCUCUACUCACUUGCAUCGAUAACUCCACGAGAGAACUUGUCGUCGGAAUUAUUGACUAUAUCCGUACCUUUACUCUGGAUAAGAGGGUGGAAAUGUUCCUCAAGAAGACAGCUGGGAAGACGCUACCAUCUGUUGUGUACCCUGAACUCUACCGUAAGAGAUUCUGUGAGGCAAUGGACAAAUAUUUCACAGUAGUGCCUGAUAAAUGGACAGGGUUAGGUGCAGACGUCAAGUACUAGAAUUGUAAAAUUAUUAUAAUUAUGUGUGUCAUGUCUCCGUCGUGAUUUUGUUUUUAUUGCUCAAAGCAUCACUGCAAUGUGACUAUGUUCU
Messenger RNA from Halichondria panicea, 634 nucleotides. Its product is annotated as 1-phosphatidylinositol 3-phosphate 5-kinase-like. Gene Ontology annotation, cellular component: endosome membrane. Gene Ontology annotation, biological process: phosphatidylinositol phosphate biosynthetic process. The transcript is spliced from 5 exons. Lineage: Eukaryota; Metazoa; Porifera; Demospongiae; Suberitida; Halichondriidae. The record is from RefSeq and is a predicted model, not a curated record. Gene Ontology annotation, molecular function: 1-phosphatidylinositol-3-phosphate 5-kinase activity. The coding region runs from base 1 to 543 and encodes 180 amino acids.